Postia placenta MAD-698-R-SB12 is the source of this 2352-nucleotide messenger RNA. RefSeq lists its product as hypothetical. Gene Ontology annotation, biological process: Golgi organization; phosphatidylinositol phosphate biosynthetic process; endosome organization. The coding region runs from base 1 to 2352 and encodes 783 amino acids. The transcript is spliced from 15 exons. NCBI's taxonomy places the organism in Eukaryota, Fungi, Basidiomycota, Agaricomycetes, Polyporales, Adustoporiaceae. Gene Ontology annotation, cellular component: lysosomal membrane; endosome; trans-Golgi network. The record is from RefSeq and is a predicted model, not a curated record. Gene Ontology annotation, molecular function: 1-phosphatidylinositol 4-kinase activity.
AUGCCCAAUCGUUCAGAGUACCAGCCUCUGUCGCAGGGAAUUGACGAGGAAGAGGAGGCAGAUGUUGUGGAGAGCCUCUCUCCGGCGCCGCAGCCCUCCCCACAUCUCCGGCGUCCCGGGAACAUAGACCUGAGCAAGCUGGACACGGCGUUCAAGAGAUGGACCGAGUCUAUUGCUCAGAAGGUAAAGCGGAAAAAGAAGGUCGAACACAACUCCAGGAAGGAGAUCCUGCACAGCGCAUUUGACCCUCCCAUUGUUGCCGUCAAUGUAUAUGACGGACUUGUGAAGACGCUAGACCAUAACCCGCCCAUGACGCAGGCCGACUUCGACAGACUGGUGCAAGCAGUGAAGGACGCUAUUGCCGAGGGCAUACACCCCAAGAUGAUCACCAAGGGCUCGUCAGGGUCUUACUUCGCGCGGGCAAAGGUUGACGGGCGCGUGCAGACGGUGGCCGUUUUUAAGCCUAAGGACGAAGAGCCGUACGGGCGUCUGAACCCGAAGACGACCAAAUGGCUACACAGACAGUUCAAGUGGAUCAUCCCGUUCGGACGAGCUUGCCUUAUUCCUAACUUGAGUUACAUCUCGGAGGCCGCCGCUUCAUUACUAGACGAGCGAUUGGACUUGCAUAUUGUGCCCCGGACACAGCUUGUGUCUCUUUCGAGUCCCGCAUUCUUCUACGACUGGCUAGACCGGCAAGGUGCCAAGAAGGGCAAGGCAUUGCCCGACAAAAUCGGCAGCAUGCAGUAUUUCCUUCACGGUUAUACAGAUGCCUCUGAGUUUCUGCGGAAACACCCGUGGCCCGGACGAGCUAUAUCCGAUACAUUUGAUGACUCUAACCACCGCAAAGGGGGUUUCACGAAGAAAUGCUUGACCACUUUGAAGAUUGUCUGCGGCAGGACCGGAGAAGACGAAGACAUAUCCGAUGAAGAUGACAGAGAAGAAGAGCGAGUACUCUUUGAUGCGACUGAGAGCAGGCAGGGCCAGCCUUUCUAUUGGACACCGGCUUUGCAGGACAAUUUCCGCGAGGAACUCGAGAAACUAGUCAUCCUCGACUUUCUGAUGCUUAAUACGGACCGUGGUGCGGACAACUAUAUGAUUAAGUAUUGCGAUUGUGAUCCUGGCAAGUCGCUGGUCGACGUCGCUCCCUCACGCAUAUCACGUCUUGAAAUGCCUCAGAUGACUGAGCUGCGACGGACGGAUUCUGCCACUAGCUCACCUCAACUUGGAUCUGGUUCGCCUGGAGGACCUUCAUAUUCACAAUCAGGUUACUCAAACCCGCAUUUGCCGUACACUCGCCAGCCGCACAUUCAUAUCGCGGCGAUUGACAACUCUUUGUCAUUCCCCCAUGAGCAUCCCCGCGGCUGGCGUUCAUACACAUAUGGCUGGCUGUACUUACCUGUGACGAUCAUCGGCCGCCCAUUCAGCCAGAAAACACGGGAUCAUUUCUUGCCUCUUCUGACUUCAAAGUCAUGGUGGACAGAGACGACGUAUGAACUACGCAAACUGUUUGCCGUUGAUCCUGACUUCCAUCCAAAAAUGUUCAACAGGCAAUUGGCUGUCAUCAAAGGCCAGGCAUGGAACAUUGUGCAGUCGCUGAAGCAUACCGACGAAGGUCCUCUUGAGUUGACGAGACGUCAGAAGGUCUUGGUGUGGGACGAUGAGGUGGAGGUCACUGACGAGAUGCUUCCACAACUCGCCAACGGUACCCUGCCCUCACCGCAGAAACCUGCGGCCUCGCCGCACGCGUCCAUCAGUACGAUGCCCCUCCCUCGGCAUACAAGGAGUCAUAGCACGUCGGACUUCCCACCUCCUAUGCGUCGAACAUCCUCUGAGUACUCUGGUGUGCCCCGGCCUGUGUCGUUCGCUACCAAAUUCUCUCGGGUUCACCCUGCAACAACCGGUGUGACUGUACUUGAACAUAUGGAACGACUGGAUGCUGUGGAAGCAGGGCUCAAGCGUCUAGGCGUUGAGGACGACGUGAUAGACGAGACAGAGGAGGUUGAUGUCGGUGAAGCGUCUUCCUCUGCCCCAGUGCGGCCAUCGAUCCCAGCAGACGCACCUGAAGAUAUGGUAUCGCCAUCUGCUCGCUCAGAUCAUCUUCCUGCAGUUCCUGAAGAUGCUCUCUCUGCGUCCAUGACGGAGGAAGACCUCAUUGCCAUGUCUAAGUCUACAUCCCAUCUGGAAAUUUCGCCUUCAGGUCGGCACACUCGCUGGCCGAGCUCAGGUGGCCGCCCAGACCGUCCCAGUCUAGACUGGAUGCACAUCGAGUCGGCUGAGAGUCCGAAACCACGGACGGUCAUUGUGGAGCGUCUGCAAACUGUCGACACCAGACCAUUCUUCUCGCGUUGGUAA